UAGCAUAAUUGUUGUUGUAUUUACUUAGGCUAUAAAAGCGUGUUUUCGCCCAUCUACGUAAGAGAAGCUGCAGCGGUCAAGCUAAUUGUCAAAUAUUUCAGGACUUGGUAUCACACUUCUUAAUAGUUUCCCCUAUAAGCUAUGACGUCGGUAACCAUUGUCGCUGGUCCGCGCCCCGCCUUUGCAUCGCGGCAUAGCAUCCCUUUUGCGAGUCGUCCUCGUGCCACUACCCUUCGUCGCACGGUAGUCCGUGCUCAACCCAAUGACGACAAUACUAAACCGCCAGAACUGGAGCCCACGGUUACCACUCGUGAGCCAUCCUUGCCCCCGCCAUCAGCACCAACCAUGUCCACAACUGAGGAAUACCAAGGUCCUACUGGUCAGCUAGCCGUCUUAGGCAGCACUCAAGAGGCUAUUAACGGCCGUGCAGCCAUGCUGGGCUUCGUCGCCGCGCUCAUAUCCGAGGCCGCUACCCACCAGGCCGUCUGGUCGCAGAUUGCGGGCCGCUACAUCGACGGCGACUUGGUGGAGGCCCCGCACGGCACCGCAACACUGCUGUUUGGAGCCGUGGUGGGACUCACGACAAUGGCCACUCUGGUUCCAAAGCUGGUGGGGAACCUGGAGGUUGAUUCCAAGUCGUUUGGGCCGUUCACUCCGGCGCGGGAGCGGCUGGUGGGGCGGGUGGCGCAGCUGGGGUUCGCGGGUCUGCUGAUUGCGGAGUUGGUGAAGGGAUCUGCGCUGCUGGGAUGAGAGAUGCAGUGAGGUGGAAUGUGUGAGUGACAUGUGAGCGAAACUUUGAAUGAUGUGAGAGAAUCAGAGAAAGAAGAGAGAUAGGGAAGGUUUGAGAGAGAGAGAGAAAGAGUGUUUCGCUGUCAGGGGUUUGGGGUUGCUGCUGUAAGGUUGUUGUUUUGUUGUGGUGACAUUGGCGGAUGUUGUACUGUCGUUCAGGGUGUUGACAUACGGUAGUGUUGCAAGUGUGUGAGGUGAAACUUCUACUGACGCUUCUGCUCGUACUGACGCUACACUUGUAUUUUGCCUACACCUGUACAAUUACUGCUUCCUGUUACUGACCUUACGUUCAUCAUUUUACUUGUCUUACAUAUGUCUGAUUGCCGUAUGUACGUGAAAUUUCGAUGGUUUAGUACCAGAUACGUGU
Messenger RNA from Astrephomene gubernaculifera, 1156 nucleotides. The record is from the annotation of a GenBank genome assembly. Lineage: Eukaryota; Viridiplantae; Chlorophyta; Chlorophyceae; Chlamydomonadales; Astrephomenaceae.